This is a messenger RNA of Gorilla gorilla gorilla (western lowland gorilla), 1190 nucleotides long. It is a transcript of the gene C9H11orf65, whose product is annotated as chromosome 9 C11orf65 homolog. Bases 69 to 1013 code for a protein of 314 amino acids. The record is from RefSeq and is a predicted model, not a curated record. The transcript is spliced from 11 exons. NCBI's taxonomy places the organism in Eukaryota, Metazoa, Chordata, Mammalia, Primates, Hominidae.
GUCAUUUCCGCCUGCGACGUUACCUAGGAGUCCAGCGGCGCCCGGGCCAGCAGCGAUUGGAAUUUCAAAUGCCUUGGAAAGAGGAAUCAGAAUUUACAAAGCAGGAUAAGGCUGCCAGAGUCAUUCAGCAGGCCUGGAAAAGUUUCCUUAAUGUCGCUAUAUUUCAACACUUUAAAAGUCUGAUUGAUUUAAGAAGACAAGGAGAACCACGUCAGAUAGUGAAAUAUAUUAAUCCCAAAGAGGCAGAGCUUCUAGAUGCUGCUGCUGGCAUUCAUGUGCGAUUCAGAUUAGGUGGAGUUAAAUUUCCACCUGAUAUAUACUAUAAGAUUUUUACUCACAGACCUAUUGAAGAUCUGUGUGCUAACAGCCCUAGAAAUUAUGCAAAACUUCCAGCAAAGCGUACAUCUCAUAAUAAAAAUGAUCAUCUUCAGGAAGAGGAUCAUAGUGGCUGGUAUCAUCGUAUAGAAAACAAUGGCUGGAGGCCAGUUUCUGAUACAUUUUGGCUAUCUACUGACGGUAUGGUGGUGGAAGACAAAAAGGAAAGUGAAUUCCAUUUCGCUAAACUGAAGAGAAGGCAAGAUUUGGAAAAGAAAAGAAAACUUAGAAAAAUAGAGUGGAUGAGGCAAAUGUACUACUCAGGAAGUCUGGAGGCUAAGUCAACACAUCAUGAAACUCUAGGACUAAUUCACACUGCAACAAAGGGGCUGAUUAGAGCUUUUGAAGAUGGGGGGAUAGAUUCUGUGAUGGAAUGGGAAGUGGAUGAAGUGCUGAACUGGACAAAUACACUGAACUUUGAUGAGUACAUUGCCAGCUGGAAGGAAAUUGCUACAAGCAACUCUUCGGCUAACUUCAAAGGAUUCAGGUUUAAUCAAGCACAGAAAAACAUAUAUAACUAUGGAGGAGACAUAUCAAAGAUGCGAAUGGGAAUACCAGAUGAUACUUACUAUGAAAAUGUUUAUCAAGAACCAAAUAGACACAAAAAAAAUGGAGAAAAGCCUGGUUCUAGAAAAUAAUGCAUUUCUACUCUACAAAUCUUCCUCAUUUGUUUACUUACAUUAUUGAGGACUUCAUGAAAUCCUAGGCCUCCCAUCAUCUUGGUCCCCAUUCUAGCAGCCAAUUGGUACAUAAGAGGCAAAAAUUUAUAUGUUGGAAUCUUCAUUCCGUCUCUCUACCAUUAAAAAAAAGACACA